Messenger RNA from Vigna angularis (adzuki bean), 633 nucleotides. RefSeq lists its product as uncharacterized. The record is from RefSeq and is a predicted model, not a curated record. The coding region runs from base 1 to 633 and encodes 210 amino acids. The transcript has a single exon. Lineage: Eukaryota; Viridiplantae; Streptophyta; Magnoliopsida; Fabales; Fabaceae.
AUGGAAGGAAGAAUCAAUACUUUGGAAGGAAGAAUCAAUAUUGUGGAAAGGUGGGCCAGCGGACAGAAAAUAGUGUUAGCAGAAUGGAGAAGAAAUAUCCAAGAAAUAAAACAAAUGAUAUUGGAAGACCAAAAUCAAGAAAGGGACUCGAAAGGAAGGGAGAAAUCUCUUGACAGAGCAAGAAGGGGAGGGAAAGAGGAAUUUCUGCGAGACAACAAGAAAGGAAAGAAAGAAGUAAAGAAGGGUAGGGAUGCUGUGAAAGGCAGUCUGCACAACAUCAAGAAAGCUAAGAAAUUAUGUGAAGAAGAAGACUACUUAGCUAAUGAUGAAGAGAAAAAGGAAGAAAAACAUCCACAGAGUAGUGAAAGAUGGAGAAGAACUACCCAAGAAAUAAAAGAAAUGAUGCAGAAUAUCAAGAUUCAGAUAAAGGACUCAACAAGAAGUGAUGAAUCUUCCAUGAAAGGAAAGAAAGAUGGUUCAGAGGAAGAGCUGGAGGAAGAGAAGGGAAAAGGGCAGCAGAAGUGGAGGAAGCAGAUAAAAUUGCCUACUUUUGAGGGGAUUGAUCCAGAGGGAUGGAUAUCCAGAGUAGAGAAAGUUUUUGAGAUCCAAAACGUGGCAGAAGACAAAAAAUGA